Molecule: messenger RNA, 1018 nt
Organism: Cryptococcus deneoformans JEC21
Lineage: Eukaryota; Fungi; Basidiomycota; Tremellomycetes; Tremellales; Cryptococcaceae
Product: eukaryotic translation initiation factor 3 subunit 11, putative
Exons: 7
Coding region: 66-818 (250 amino acids)
Biological process (GO): regulation of translational initiation
Cellular component (GO): cytoplasm; eukaryotic translation initiation factor 3 complex
Molecular function (GO): ribosome binding; translation initiation factor activity
Source: RefSeq, a predicted model, not a curated record
ACUCCUUUGCUGCCGCUCUUCGGUGUAUCUAGACAGAACAUCUAUAUUCCAUACAAAAGCUCAAAAUGGUCACCGCCGUCUCCCCCGAGAACCUGAAAGAGUGGCAUACCCCCUCUACUAGGCCUGAUGUCAUCCACGAGUUGAUCCAUGGUGUCGACCGAUACAACCCAUCAAACUUGCCUUUCAUGGAGGACUACCUUGCCACGGAAUUGAAGGAAGGACAGUACGAUUUGUUCGGCAACCUCGCUAUCCUUAAAUUAUACCAAUUCAAUCCUCAACACAGCAACCCAGAUGUUAUCAUCAACAUACUCAUCAAGGCUCUUGCAGCUACAGUGUCAGGACCUGAUUUCAACUUGUGCUUGGAAAUGCUCAGGGAGCCUUCUGCUAUUCUCCACGAUAUCGAAUCGGCGGAUGAAGCACUUGUAAUUGUCAUGCCUUACCUUCAAAGGCUUCAUGAACUCAGCCGGACAUGCCAAUUCACAAAGUUUUGGCAAGAGAUCAACUCUGAUUCUGAGGCAGCUAAAAUCCUCCGAACGCGCUACCUCCCACAACACGCCUCUCCCCUGGACGAUUUCCGCUUCAUCUUUUCCGCGUCUAUCGCCUCAUGCUUCCGUAGGAUAUCCCUUUCUCAACUCUCUCGAUGGCUCGAUAUCCCUUCCGACAAGGUAGGAGAGUGGUGCAGCAAGGUUGAGUGGACAGUGGAGGGGCAGGAUGCGGUCAUCCCCAACAACGGGCAGAAUGAUGUAAAGGCCGGUGUUGUCAAGGAGAAUGUUCAGCUUGGCCAAUUGACCAAGUUGGUGGCUGCGGCGGGUUAUUAGACGGUUUUGAAAGCAUUCUGGAGUUCGAUGGUAUCUGGAUCAUGCAUGCAUCGAUAACGUGCUUUGGUCGCGGUUGAGAAUGACCAUACCACGGAUCUAGUGUAUCGACAUAAUUUAUGUGUAUUCAUGCUGGCUAAAGCGCUCAGUUUGAAGUUGCAACGAAGCUCAUGGAGAUGUUACUUGCAUCUACAUAUGAUCUG